Molecule: messenger RNA, 6398 nt
Organism: Triplophysa dalaica
Lineage: Eukaryota; Metazoa; Chordata; Actinopteri; Cypriniformes; Nemacheilidae
Product: adhesion G protein-coupled receptor B1-like
Exons: 32
Coding region: 454-5046 (1530 amino acids)
Biological process (GO): negative regulation of angiogenesis; adenylate cyclase-activating G protein-coupled receptor signaling pathway; engulfment of apoptotic cell
Cellular component (GO): plasma membrane; dendrite; postsynaptic density
Molecular function (GO): G protein-coupled receptor activity
Source: RefSeq, a predicted model, not a curated record
ACAAGCAGCAAGACUCCGAAGCCGAGAGUAAAAGUACCAAGCAUAGACCGAGCGCGCUGCUGGAGCUGCUUGUUUAUUCUCCUGCGUCGUCUCUCUCUGGAAUAGUUGCAGAAACAGACGCAGAGGUUGGUAGUAAACUCUCUGGAGUUUGAUCAGAGUCGCUUUUUUCCGUUGUGCUUGUGGAAGUGAAGUGCGCCGAAACUUGGAAUACGCCUAGACGCUUUGAUCCCGCGAAAGAUUUGGAAAGAGUUGGAUGGAGUGCGCGUCUUAAAGACUCUACAGUAUCUUUAAACAGACAUGACCCCUUCAAUCUAGUGAAGAAUCAAACCCUCCAUCCAUAUUAAAACAGUGAACAAAUCAGACCCGCCAGGUCGAAAGAACCCAACCAGAAUCCUCUGAACCACAUCAAAGGUUCCCAUCACAUCAGUCCGACCGUCCUCUUCAAGACAGAAGAUGGAGUGGAGGAGCGUCUCGUUGGCAUUGCUGGCGUGCAUGGUCAUGGCGUUCACCCCCGGUACCUCUACUCCCUCAGGACCGGCCUCUGCCACCUGUGCCACCCUGGAGCAGAGCCGCUUCUUCGGCGUGUUCUCCUCUAAGACUACCCUGCCGUCAGCUCCCUGCUCCUGGACCCUGCAGAACCCUGAUCCUCGCAGAUACACCGUUUACAUGAAAAUCACCAAGCCCACUGAGUCCUGCACCCCACGCCAGAUCCGAACCUUCCAGUUCGACUCCUUCCUGGAGACCUCGCGUACGUACCUGGGCAUGGAGAGCUUCGACGAGGUGGUGCGACUGUGUGACGCUUCCUCUGCGGUGGCCUACCUGGAGUCCAGCAAACAGUUCCUGCAGCUGCGGAAGGUGAUGCCACGUCUUGGUAUGGAGCCCAUGGAGGCGGACGAGGAAAACGACGAAGGGAGCCAAUUCAGUGCUGAGUUUCUGGUUGUGGGGAAGAGGAACCCAAGCAUGCCAGCCUGUGAGAUGCUGUGUAAGUGGUUGGAAGAUUGUCUGGCCACCAGUACCCACGGAAACCCCUGCGGUAUCAUGGCGACGCCCUGCCAGUGCUGGGAGCCGCCCAAAAGGAAGGCAGGUGGAUGCUAUAGGGGCGGAGUCUACAUGGAGAAGUGUGCGCCCACCACUAGAGACAACAACCGGGAUACUGAGAUCAUGAGGGGCUGGAACGGAUGGGGCCGCUGGUCCGAGUGCAGUAAUGAAUGUGGCGGUGGAGUCCAGGUUCGCAGCCGUGCGUGUCAACCCGAGGAUGGCUUUUGCGAGGGGGUGGUAGAAGAGGGCCGGUCCUGCAACCCUCAGCCCUGCAUUGGUAAAGUUCGACAGAGAAGUCAAGCCCUGCGAUCCAUCAUCGGCCAAAGGCGAGACGCUGAUGGCACUAUCAUGGCAAACCAGGCCCCUCACAAAGAAGAAGCUCAGCGGGAUGAAUGGUCUCCGUGGAGUGUGUGUUCUGUAAGCUGUGGAGAAGGCUGGCAAAGUCGUGCUCGUACCUGCAUGACAUCCGCUCAAAGCACACAAUGCACCGGCCCUUUGAGAGAGAACCGACCCUGCAACAACACUGCUGUCUGCCCAGUGAACGGCUCGUGGGACGAAUGGGCCCCGUGGAGUUUGUGCUCAUCCACAUGCGGUCGUGGAUAUCGUGAUCGUGUCCGUACGUGCAAGGAGCCUAGAAACGGUGGAUCUCCCUGCCGCGGGCCCACCAAACAGACCAAGUUUUGCAACAUCGCUGUCUGCCCAGUUGAUGGUUCCUGGAACGAGUGGUCCGCCUGGACCCCUUGCUCAUCUUCUUGCUCUAACGGAACAAUGCAGAGAACCCGCGAGUGUAACGGCCCGUCGUACGGAGGCUCGGAGUGCAGAGGAGAAUGGCUUGAGACUAGCAACUGCUUUAUCCGAGACUGCCCUGUUGAUGGGAGGUGGCUGUCGUGGAGCGUGUGGGCCAGUUGCAGUAAGAGCUGUGGUGGAGGUCAUCAGUUGAGACACAGAGUUUGUGAGGGGCCGAUUUCUGGUGGAGAGCCAUGCAACGGUGACAAAACUGAACUGCGAAGCUGUAACGAGAAGCGGUGUCCAGAAGCUCAUGAGAUCUGUGGAGAGGAGAGCUACAGCAGCGUGGUGUGGAGAAAGACCCCCGCCGGCGACACUGCCUCCGUGCCCUGCCCGUCUGAUGCUGCAGGCCUGAUUCUGCGUAAAUGCACGCUGGACGCUGUGGGUCUGGCCUUCUGGGAAAAUCCAACUCACAUUAAAUGCAUUUCCAAAGAAUUCCAGGACAUCCACACGCUGACACGGCAUCAUGUGACUCAGUCUCAGCACGGUCGGCUUGUGGAUGGUGUGUCAGAGGUUCUGUCCAAGCUGAGAAUGGCCUCAACUGACAGUAUGAAGUACAGCGGAGAUCUUCUGGCUGUGAUGGAAGUCUUGAGGAACAGUACAGAGAUGUUCAAGGGGUCCGGACACAGUCUGAGCAAUGCUGAUGUGGAGAACUAUGCCCACACCAUCAGUCACUUACUGCAGGAGACACACAGAGACAAAUGGGAGGAAGCACAGCUGAUGGGUGCAAACAUCCGUGAGUUGUUCAGUCUGGUUGAGAACUUCAUUGACAUGAUCGGACUUCAGAUGAGAGAUUUUCAGGACAUCUAUGAGGUCACCGAGAAUCUGGAGCUGAGCAUCCAGAAGCGUCCCCGAGCAAUGACCUCUGACGUGACCUUUCCCAUGAAGGGCUGGCGGGGGAUGAUCGAUUGGGUCCGUAAUUCACAAGAGAAGAUCACUGUAUCCCGCAGUGCCCUGAGUCUGGACGUGCCAGAUGCUGAGCAGAGUACUGGUUUUGUGACUGGUAUCGUUCUCUACAGAAAUCUGGCUCCAAUUCUGUCCUUUCAGAGUAACCACACGCUGCUGAACUCAAAGGUCGUCACGGUAACAGUGAAGCCUAACCCUGGAUUCUUGUCAGCUCCUGUUGAAAUUGAGUUCCCUCACCUGCACAACGGCACCGUUAAUGAGACCUGCAUCUCCUGGGACGAGAGUGAUAGCGCGUCCACGCUCGGCUCCUGGUCCGCGCGCGGCUGCAGAUCGGUAACGCGCGACUCCAGCACCACCUGCGUGUGUGACGGACUUUCCACAUUCGCCCUGAUCGCGCGACCGAACCCCGAUUCGAACAUGGACAAGUCUCUGUUGCCAUCGGUUACGAUGAUCGUAGGAUGUGGGGUGUCAUCGCUCACGCUUCUCCUUCUCCUCAUCAUCUACGUCUCAGUGUGGAAGUACAUCCGUUCCGAGCGUUCCGUAAUCCUCAUCAACUUCUGUCUGUCAAUCAUCUGCUCUAACGCCCUAAUUCUGAUUAGUCAGACACAAGCACGCAACAAGGUGAUGUGCACCUUAGUGGCAGCGCUCCUGCAUUUCUUUUUCUUGAGUUCGUUCUGCUGGGUCCUGACGGAGGCGUGGCAGUCAUACAUGGCCGUCACGGGCCGCCUGCGGAAUCGCAUCAUCCGGAAGCGCUUCCUGUGUCUUGGCUGGGGUCUGCCCGCUUUGGUUGUCGCUGUUUCUGUGGGUUUCACAAAAGCUAAAGGUUACGGCACUGUCAACUACUGCUGGUUGUCUCUUGAGGGUGGUCUCUUGUACUCAUUUGUGGGUCCGGCCGCUGCUGUUGUACUGGUGAACAUGGUGAUCGGUAUUCUGGUUUUCAACAAACUUGUGUCCAAGGACGGCAUCACGGAUGUGAAGCUGAAGGAGCGAGCUGGGGCGUCGCUGUGGAGCUCAUGUGUGGUUCUGCCACUUCUUGCUCUCACUUGGAUGUCAGCCGUGUUGGCCAUCACAGAUCGGCGAUCCGCUCUCUUCCAGAUUCUCUUCACUGUGUUUGAUUCUCUGGAGGGUUUCGUUAUUGUUAUGGUGCACUGCAUCUUGCGUCGAGAGGUCCAGGAGGCGGUGAAGUGUCGCGUGGAGGACCACAAAGAUGACGGCAACGGCGAUUCCGGCAGCUCGCAACAGAACGGCCACACGCAGCUCGUGUCUGAUUUUGAGAAGGACGCUGACUCAAGCCGGCCAGGUGGUAUGAAGAGCUCAUCAGAGGAGAAGAUGCCCCCUCCUCAGCUUCCUCUGCCCCUCGGUCCAAACUUCCACACACUUCCUUCCAACCCCGGCGGCAAGAGCCACGUUCCCCCCGUCCCCGAAUACUCCAGCCACACGCUCACCCUGCGCAGGGAGAAGGGGCGUGGUGUCGACCCGUCUUGCGGCAAACCCGUGUACGUGUGCGACAGCGAGCUCUUCAAGCAGCUGGACGCAGAUCUGGCCCGGGUGCAGGCCGAGAGUGUCUGUCCGGAUGGCAGCGGUUACGUGCUUCUACCCAACACCACCUCCACCCUGCGCUCCAAACCCAAAGACGACGCCAGCAAGUACAACAUGAGCACCGAGCUGCCACAGGCCCGCCUCAUGCAACUGAGCGGAGCCUUUGCCGAACCGCAGGCCGCCUACGCCAUCAAAACGCUGCCCGCAGACCGUGUCAGUGUGUCCUACUCGGAGCGCGACUCGCCCAUUCAGAACAUACACAACAUCUCAAGCGAGAGUCACGUGACCAGCAGUCUGGGCGACACCUUUGACUCCAUGAACUCCAUGAUGUCCAAGAGCGAAACCAUCUCCACGCUGUCCAUGAGCUCUCUGGAGGUCAGCGAGGGGAGACAGAAGUCCCGCUAUGCAGAACUGGACUUUGAGAAGAUCAUGCACACAAGAAAACGCCAUCAGAACAUGUUCCAGGACCUCAACAGGAAGAUGCAUCACGCUGAGAAAGACAGAGAGUCGCCCGCCUCUGACAGUAAGUCCGUAAGAUGGAGUGUUUCCUCAGCAGGAAGCGACAAGACAAACCAUAGCGAUAAGCAGCAGGGUCCAAUGGAUCGAUCGUGGGAGACCAUGAGCAGGUCCCAGGCAUCCCCUCCCGGCUGGGUCAGGAAAGACAUGGAGCCCCUGCAGGCAUCUCCUCCGGACCUCCAGGGUGUGGAGUGGGAAAAGGCCGGAGCCGCCAUCCCCCUCGUGGGCCAAGACAUCAUCGACCUGCAGACGGAGGUGUGAGGGCUUUACUUCCGACUUCUGUUGGUUUGGGAAAGAGAGCAGAACAGAAGGAGCGAGGGCAGAGGGGAACGCACUGUACCCGUCUGUCAUUUCCGUCUGUGUCUCUCUGGCUUCAGUAGCAGCUCUCAGCUCAAGAUGAGUCUUUAGAGGGCAUGGAAACAGAGCCAAACUGUUUAACUUGCUCCAUGUAAGGAGAGAUGCGCUUGGUUCAUCCAGAGCUUUUCCCGACGCUCUUCCAUCUGCUCCAGGAGGGUUGUCUGUGGACGCCUGUCUGAGCCCUUUCAUUCAUCUGUGACUCCAGUAGAGAGAAUGGGCAAAUCUUCCCAUAAGAUGGCCCUGUGAGUUCGGCCCUCUCCGUUAGGAGCGUCAGGAGCCAGACGUCUUCAAGGGUUUUCUUCGAGGCUGUGCUAAAUGGACACACAUGAACUGAAAUGGCUGUGGUGUUUGAGCGCUUUGUGUGGGGAACUUUCAUUUCCUGUUAGCUGUAAGAGCUUGGCAAUUCUCAUUAUACCUUCUGUUAGCAUUAUAAAGUAGUAUUAUUAUUAUGAAUUUGUACUUGUAGACAUGAUAUGAUUUAUUAUGUGUCUUCUCAUAUCUGAUCAUCAACCUUUUACUUACGUUUAUUUUUUUAUGAAGUAAUUCCUUUAUCCCCAAACCAGUAGCAGAACGACUGGAGCUCAAGUAUGAUUUCAGAAAUGAACUCUGAGCCUCGCAGCAUUCUGGCUCAUGUAGGCAGAGCGGCGGUGACUCUUCAACGUCUUCAGAUUUGUGAAGGAAAAUGAACGACACAUUACAUGAACUGGAGAACAUCUGUGAACUUCUGAACACUUCCACAGUGCCAGCGUGAGACUCUCAGUGGCAUUAAUACAACACAGAGAGACGUGCUUGAUGCCCAUAGACUGACUAGAACCCUGACAGGGCCUGGUCUCAUUUUCUACCAUGUUUAUAGAGCAGACAGACACUUUGUCAAUACUGUUUAAUGACUAUUAGCAAUGAAACCAGAUGGAAAAUAAUGGACAACACAAGAGACUGUCUUGCUGCUAACAGACAUUUCAGGAAAGAAAAACAUAUAUAUAUAUAUAUAUAUAUAUAUAUAUAUAGACAGAGAUAUAGCUUAUAGUUUUAUUAAACUGUGCUUCAGGAAAUGCCUUUUUGUACUAUGUUGAGACACUGAAUCCUUGUUCACCUGUACAAUCUCUUGUUUCGUAAGCGUGCGUGUGCGUGUGUGUGUGUGUUGAUGACUUUCCUCACAUAAUGUUCACUUCCUGAAGUCUGUAUGAAUGUCUCUGUGUAUUUGACCUCCUCUUGAUUGUACGGUUUAAAGAACUCUAGGUGAAAGUGUCUCAUCUCAA